AUGAAGGCCGUGCUUUCCCUUGCCGUCCUCUGCGUCAUUCUCGCCGUCGCCGCUGCUGGUGGCUUCGGCGGCUACGGCCUCGGCGGCCGUGGUUUUGGCGGCCACGGCGGCUACGGCCUCGGUGGUCUCGGCGGCUACGGCGGCUACGGCCUCGGUGGUCUGGGCGGCUUCGGGCACGGAUUUGGUGGUCACUAUGGAGGAAGCUACGGUGGAAGCUACGGUGGAUCCUACGGCGGCCACUACGGCGGCCUCGGCGGCGGAUUUUUCGGCUAACCUCGUCUUCUGACUUAUUCCAUACAUUACUGCUCUCCCGUGAUCUUCAACGUCCAGACCGGUCCCGAAACCAAGACGCACAAUACUACAAAAGGUCAUAGCAACGAAUCUGCCGUGAAAUCGAAAACACAUGUGUUAAAAAUAAACACUCCAAAUUGCUCAAAA
Messenger RNA from Ixodes scapularis (black-legged tick), 438 nucleotides. Its product is annotated as neuropeptide-like protein 31. Lineage: Eukaryota; Metazoa; Arthropoda; Arachnida; Ixodida; Ixodidae. The record is from RefSeq and is a predicted model, not a curated record. The coding region runs from base 1 to 273 and encodes 90 amino acids. The transcript has 3 exons.